AUGCUUUACAAAGAUGAUGGAGUGUUGAUCUCCCAAAGGAAGUUCACCACUAAUCUUUUGAAAGAAUAUGAUUGCAUGGGGUAUUCUGCUGUUUCAUCUCCACGGGAUUCAUUAGCCAAGCUGAAAGCUGAAGAGGGCCCUUUGAUGUCUGAUCCAUACUACUAUAGAAAGCUAGUUGGAAAGCUCAACUUUCUCACAAACACAAGGCUAGACAUUGCAUACAGUGUACAACACCUAAGUCAAUUCAUGCAGGCACCAAGAGAGCCUCACUUGAAAGCUGCUAUACAUGUACUCAGACAUAGAAGGGGUAGGGGUGGUAGACUCCGUAGUUUAGGGUUUGCCCGCGGCGGCAGUUCUUCUGCUGGUUCUUCUAUACCUUCCUCUAGUUCUGGUACUCCCUCUAGAAUUAGAGGUUCUUUUACUCAGAAAUCAUCUUCUAAGGGAUUUUUAAUUCGAGGCAUUUCUGCCGAAGCAGUUGCGGCCUCUCGAACCUCUACAGGAGCUCAACUCACUUUAAGGAAAGCUCAGGACAUACUUGUGAAGAGGAAAACCGCUGAAGAAGAUUCCGAGGAGGAAGAUAAAAAUGGCUCUUUGAUAAAGGCUAAGGGCUAA
Molecule: messenger RNA, 612 nt
Organism: Nicotiana tabacum (common tobacco)
Lineage: Eukaryota; Viridiplantae; Streptophyta; Magnoliopsida; Solanales; Solanaceae
Source: RefSeq, a predicted model, not a curated record